UAACGCCUACAACUACACAAAAAUAUUAAUCAACCUUUUUCAGCGUGACAAAAAAUUAUGCGGAAUUGGAGUGCGCAUGUCGAGUGGUGGUAGCUGUAUCCCUUCUAGUCAAAACCAUAUUUUGAUGUCCUACCCAGAUUGGUCUGCGCAGCGCCGCAAGAACUGUCCUCAUCAUUUUUUCUCCUUCUUUUUUAUUAUUGUUUUUUUUUCAACAUAUUUACUUAUAAAUAAUUUUCUAAAACUUUUUUAUUCUUUGUAUUUACCCUUGGCAAUAAAAAAGAAAAAGAACUGUCCUCAUGCAGUUUCUUUUCUUAUCGUUAGAGGGCAGUAAAGCGCGUCGGUCGUUUUUUAAUCAACGUUGCUAAACAAACCGAAGGAACGCACACUAAAAUAUGAUACAUUUAAGAUAAACGUGACUUUGAACUUUGAACGAUUUGGUCUCAGCCAGUUUAAAUGUUCUCCUAAUUAAUGUCAACAGUAUGUACAGGAAUAUGGAGAAUUUUAGCACAACUUUUGCUGUUGUGUCAGUUGUUACGGUGUUCUAUUUCUCUCAUUCGCUUUACUCUUCUCACGCAUUAUUUACAACAAGAAGCACAGUGUUCGACAGCAGACGAGCUCUGCCAGGAUCUGUUUACCUCAUGAUCAGAUUCAUUCAUCAAUCUCUGCGCAAAAAGCGAGGACACAUGAGACAAAACAAAGACCGCGAGCUUGUUUUCACUUUGAUCAAUUGUAGGUAUGACGUGAUGUCUCUGAGAAGGUUCUGCAGUGUUGGAGGUUACGGUUGGGAUUAUCCCGACAGUGUCUUCAGAGAUAUUCCCUUGUGUUACCCUGAGAUUCUCUUCAGAAGAUUGAUCACAAUGAUCGUGUGCUCGGAGAAGUUCAAACUCAGUCCAAGGGGUCUGUUGAGUGUGGGUGAAACAGUGCACGUGUCUGAUGCUGUGGAUGAGCUGAAGAGAGGAGCGUUCUCACUGCAGGCCCGAGUGAUGGAGUACAGGACUGUUCGUACAGGAGUGGAGCACACAUACACCUGAUGCUUAUUCUGACACGGAUAUCACACACGGUCUGGCCUCUCAGAGGUGUAUCCAGCUUACUGUCCCCCGGACCACCGGUGUGUGGUGUGCUC
Messenger RNA from Triplophysa rosa, 1123 nucleotides. RefSeq lists its product as uncharacterized. Lineage: Eukaryota; Metazoa; Chordata; Actinopteri; Cypriniformes; Nemacheilidae. The record is from RefSeq and is a predicted model, not a curated record. The transcript is spliced from 5 exons. Bases 480 to 1031 code for a protein of 183 amino acids.